Messenger RNA from Vicia faba (fava bean), 1647 nucleotides. The record is from the annotation of a GenBank genome assembly. Lineage: Eukaryota; Viridiplantae; Streptophyta; Magnoliopsida; Fabales; Fabaceae.
AUGGCUCAGUCAUUAGCACUUCAGUUUCUUACUUUACUCCUUUUCUUCUUCAUGAUUGGUCAAGGCUUUUGUACCAGAGACUUGAAGGUAGUGCUGGGGGAUCAGAACGAAGAACCAUAUAUUACACAGUAUGGAAAUACUAAACCAAAUUAUGCAGCUUCAUAUGCUACCACAAAACACAACAACCAUAUUAUACGUCCUGAAAAUCUAAAUGAACUCGAUAAUCAUGAAGCCGAACAACCAGAUUACAUUACCGGGUAUAGGACUCGUGGCCGUGAUUCCAAUAAACCCUACAUAACUUCCUAUGGUAACCAUGAAACCAAACAACCAGAUUACAUUACCGGGUAUAGGACUCGUGCCCCUGAUUCUAAUAAACCCUACAUAACUUCCUAUGGUAACCAUGAAGCCGAACAACCAGAUUACAUUACCGGGUAUAGAACUCGUGCCCCUGAGUCCAAUAAACCCUACAUAACUUCCUAUGGUAACCAUGAAACCAAACAACCAGAUUACAUUACCGGAUAUAGGACUCGUGCCCCUGAUUCUAAUAAACCCUACAUAACUUCUUAUGGUAACCAUGAAACCAAACAACCUGAUUACAUUACCGGGUAUAGGACCCAUACCCAUGAUUCCAAAAGACCAAACACUUUCUAUGGUAAAGAUGAAGUCAAAGAGCAAGAUUACAUUACUGGAUAUAGGACUCAUACCCACGAAUCCAAUGGCCCUUACAGAACGGCCUAUGGUAAACAUGAGGCGAAUCAACCAGAUUACAUCACCGGGUACAGGACUCAUACUGAUGAAUCAAAUGGACAGUACAUAACUUCCUACGUUAAACAUGAAGCCAACCAACCUUACAUCACACAGUACAGACCAACUUCCCUUGAAGCCAAGCAGACUCUCACAACUCCAAACUCAAAAGAUCAAGAACGGUCGGCAUCUCUCAACAUGGAUCGCACAGAAGCUUUCAAGACUGGAUAUUUCAAUAUGGAUGAUCUUUAUGUUGGACAUGUAAUGACCCUCCAGUUUCCAGUCCAGGAGGUUUCUCCUUACCUCUCUAAAAAAGAGGCUGACUCCAUUCCUCUCUCAAAAUCACAACUCCCAAGUGUUCUACAACUCUUCUCAAUCACAGAAGAUUCUACUCAAGCCAAAUCGAUGAUAAAAACACUUGAAGAAUGUGAAGGAGAAACCGUUACUGGUGAGACAAAGAUCUGUGCCAAUUCUCUAGAGUCCAUGCUUGAAUUUGUUGACAUAAUUAUUGGUUCAGACACCAAACAUAGUAUUCUCAGUACAAGCAAGUCAACACCCACAGCUGCCACUUUACAGAAGUACACCAUUUUGGAAGUAUCACAUGACAUUCAUACUUCCAAAUGGGUAGCUUGUCAUCCCCUACCCUAUCCAUAUGCAAUUUACUAUUGCCAUUACAUAGCUACAGGGACUAAAGUGUUCAAAGUCACACUUGUUGGUGAUGAGAAUGGAGAUAUAAUGGAAGCUCUUGGCAUUUGUCAUUUGGAUACAUCUGAAUGGAACCCGGAUCAUAUUAUAUUUAGGCAGCUUGGAAUUAAGGCUGGGAAGAAUACUCCAGUGUGUCAUUUUUUUCCUGUAAACCAUCUUUUAUGGGUUCCUGUGGAGCCUUCAAAAGCCACCAUGUGA